Molecule: messenger RNA, 6524 nt
Organism: Mauremys mutica (yellowpond turtle)
Lineage: Eukaryota; Metazoa; Chordata; Testudines; Geoemydidae
Product: maestro heat-like repeat-containing protein family member 1
Exons: 43
Coding region: 520-5568 (1682 amino acids)
Cellular component (GO): cytoplasm
Source: RefSeq, a predicted model, not a curated record
UUGCAUGGGUAGACACUGGAUAUUUCUAUAUUUGUUCCAGUGAACUCUGCUUUGAAAAAACUAAAGCUCUAAUGAAUAUUUAAGGCCAGAUCCUCAGCUGGUGUAAAUUGGUGUAGCUCCUUUAGGGUCAAGGGAGCUAUGCUGAUUUACACCAGCUGAGGACCUGCCUCAAACUGUUUUCCCCUUCAAGUAAGUUUACCUCAGAAGUGUCUCUACUGUAUGUGGAGCCUGAUUUUGGUGCAGUCUGCAAGAGGGAGGGAAUGGUUUACUAAGUACGAGAGACCGCGACAGACGUUUUGAGACAGAAUAACGAGUCCUAUUUUGGUUCCUUUGGGUCAGUGGUAGAAGCAACUGAGGCAGUAGAGGGGGCAGCACCCCUUAUGUAGCCUCACCUUCAGAACAUUCAGCAACAGUGAGAGGAGCAGCAGAAGGGGGCACAGAGGCUCUCUAACAGGCACUGCUUGCAGAAGGUUCUACCAUUAGGCUGUGCUGGUCAGCCCAUUACCCACACAUGUGAACAUGCAGUCAUCUCGAAGAAUUCCAGUUACAACUUCAAAAAUAUUCCAAAAGGCUUUGGGGAAGGGAGAAGGAGUAACCGAGCUCACUGAAUCGGACAAUGAGGAGGCGGAGAUAAAGAGCAUCCUAGAAUGUCUUGAGAACAAUGAUUUGUUGUCUGUGGAGCACCAGCUUCACAUCUUGAGAAACCUAGAAACAAAAAUCAAUGUUGUCAACCACCUCAACAGUGACCUGGCCCAGCGGCUGGUUGACAUCACCUCCAUCAAUCUAAUCAAGAAUUCGGAACUGAGGGAGGAAUUUGAGGAGGCUGCCAUUGCCAUCCUAGUGUCGGUUGGGAAGCACUGUCCAGGAGAUGUCGUGGCCACACUGCAGGAGAGAUUCCAGCCAAAAGUCCUGCCCCACCGCAGUAUCCUCUGUGCAAUGGAGAAGCUCUGUCAACUCAGUGUAAUGGCUCCCUAUAUAGGUGCAAUGUGGGACUGUGUCCUGCCAGCCCUGCCCCUAGUCCAGUCAGAAGAAUAUAUGCUGAUAUUUAGUGAUGUACUAAGAGAACUCUCCAGGUGUGCAUCAAGGUACCUGGCACAGUCACCACAGGGAGCUGAGGAGCUGGACAUUACCAGAGAAACUGCAGCUGCCAAAGCCUAUGUGACCUUCCUGGUGCUCUUCAACAAAUGGUUCCCAACUGCAAAGGGAAAGGUGAUGGAAGCCACACUGGAUGUAAUUGGCCAACUGUUUUUCAUCAUGUCUAUUCAAACACUGAAAAAUCAUCUUCAGUGUUUGAUCACAGAACUCCUGCAUCAGUAUGGGACCAGAAUACAACAUUUUUAUGUCACAGAGUGCCUGUGCCAUCUUCUGGAUGCUGUACUGUGCCACGGGAAAUGGAGUAAGAGGUUGUACCAUAGUCUGGACAAUAUUCUCAGUACUCUAUUCACACAGGUUUGCGCUAAGACUGAAAUAUCUGAUACGCUAAGUAACUGGAACCAAACUUCUGCACUGCGAGCCUUCCAGGUGCUCGGUCCUAUUUAUCAGGAGGAUAUUAUGGCUUUCCUCAGAAAGCCAAUGGAGGGUGCAGAAGAGGUGGAGUGCACUGCAGCUCUCACAGUCUUGAGAGAAGUUACCCAGGAGCCUCCCCAUAUGGACAAAGUAAAAGACACCAUGGUGCAAUCUGUGGCUCUCCUCAUACAGGAAAACAACUAUCAGGUGAAAAGUCCUCUCUUGCAGCUGAUUAGAAAUUUUGCAUGCUGUGGGUAUCUCAUCCUGCCAGGAGGCAGUGUACUUGUGGAUUUUCUCAUUCGGCAGUGUGAACUCCCUGUCUGCACCGUGAAUCCUGAAGGUGACUGGGAUGAAGAGGCAGUCCAGGUGUAUAGUAUCAACACCCUAAACCUGGUGCCCUGGAAAAUGCUAUUGCAGUUCGUGUGCCCUCUGGAGUAUGUCAACACUUUGAUCCCCAUCUGCAAAACCUUGACAUCUUUGUUCAUAAAGUCAGGGAAAGGAGGCCUAUCUCCUUACCUGGCGGAGUUCCACAGACGACCAACUGAACUCCCAACCCCACAGGCACUCCUGCUACGUCUUUUGGUGAUUUCAUUGUAUCCCUACAAAGAUGGAGGCUGUGGGGUUGUUGCUCUCCAACUGCUGCAUGCCCUCCACCCUCUCAACUCUCUCCAUCCUGUGAUUCAUUCUGAUUUGGGACAGUUGUGGAUGGAGAUGAUUCCUGAGCUUAUACAAUAUCUAGAAGCACAUAAUGAAGGAACUCUGGAAGAGGAGAAAUGGAAGGACAAGCUGCUUCAGCUUUUAGAAAGGUCAGUGGAAGCCAUUAUGGAUGAUGCAUGGUCCUGUGAGCUCGCAAAUGAGAUUCUUGUGAAAAGCAAAAGCUAUUCUCAGAGGUGCCAAGAUAAGUUUUUCCCAUAUAAAUUUUAUGGGGCAGUCCUACGGGCAUCAAGAAACAGAGAUGUGGUGAGGGAGUACCUCAGCAUUAUACUGCGGACUUCUCAGCAGGAGGAAGCUGAGAGAGAGGGGAUUGCUUCUGCCAUCAGUCUCGUAGCUACCCGUCACCUCAAGGACAUCUUGGUGGUGCUUCAGGAAUUCAUUAACAUUCUGAACCCAGACGAAAGCUCACCCAGUGAGGAUGCACAGCAGAGUAAGUGGAGCAUGGCUUCCAGCACCCUUCACCUUUGCUAUGACCAGGUGGCCAAGGAAACAAAGGACAACAUCCUGCCCUGGGUGGACCACAUCCUGUCCCAAAUGUUAUACCACUACUGCCGCUACACUGCCUCAGCCACGAACCUAGGUCUGAAGCUGAGCUUUCUGAAGUCAAUGGCUGCAUUCACCAGAACUGUUGGCGACAUCACCCAGAAAGCAAAAGAAGCCCAUGAAUUCUCACAGAAAGCUGUCAUCGUGGCAUUCAUGGUGAAACUGAUUGAAGAAGAGUCAGUGAACUUGCUGUCUAACCCUGUGCGCCAGCAGGCCAUGAUUGUUGUCACUAACCUGAGAAAGCUGAAGCCACCACUAAAGUCUGAGAAGAAAGCUGUUCUACUCCGGGCAUGUUACAAAAGUGUCUUUUCUCUGCCUCCAAUAGAGAUCAUGUUAGCAGAGGCAUGUGAUAAUACACAAUGCCAACACCCAGAGUCUCUGUACAAGGAAACUAUAGAUGCCUUGAGAGGAAUGCUUGAGGGUUUGGUAUUUGAAUGUCCUGUGGAGGCCCAGAAGAUUUUGGAGUACCUCGAGCCCUGGCUAAUCUCCAGAAAGGAUCAUGAGCGGGAACGAGCAAUGUGGUGCAGUGCCCGGAUCCUAAGAUGUGUGGCCAAGCUUCCCAAUUUUGACACAUCAAUUGAAUUCAGCAGACUGGGUCGCCUGGUUAGGCUGCUUGCCCUUCGAUGCCAUGACCCUGUGGACAACAUCUGCUUCUUGGCAGCCCGGGCAGUAUACAACUUGUAUUGUAUCCAGCUGGUUAAAAAGCAGCUUGAGAAGGGACAUGGAGUGGAGAAGGUAGACACACUACAAAAUCUGGGAACAUACAGUCCCUCUGUGUUCUACAACAACACCUCACAAAUCGCUAAGGCUUUUGCAGAAUAUUUUACCCCACUUCAGCUAACAAACCUGGUUCUGACAGCACUUGAUGGUUUGACAGAUCCCAGGGAAAAAAUAUCUCGGGCAGCUGGAGAACUGCUCAGUGCAAUUCUGGAAGAACGGGGAGCUGACCUGGAGAAGGUAGAUGACACUCUGACUGGCAUUUACAAGCGCCUCAGCCUCAUCCAUGAACCCCUUACGAGGCAGGAAAUGUUGAGGUCAGUGUGCUUCUUGGCUGGAAACAACACCAAGAAAGUGGUGCCUAUCCUGUUGGACCACCAUCUCCCAUGGGACAGCAACACAACUGAGCUAUGGAGGUUCCUGGGCACCAGAAGAGAAACCACCCUCAAUGUUCUUCAGUUGCUGAUAACAAUCCUGGAGGAGAAACCAGUCCAAAAAGUCAAUAGCAGUAUCUCUGAUGAUGAGACCUCCCUCCAGCCUGUUGCUGUAACGUGUGCACUGUGUGAGAUGCUCUCUGUCCCUGGCUGCAGAGAUGCAGUGCAGGAACUUUAUCCCAGCCUCUUAUUGGCAGUGCUUAGUCAUGUCCAGCGAGUCAUUGAGCAGAACCCAUUAGAGAACAUGGUAGUCUACAGGAAAGAGUGUGGCCAGGGGCACAGGCCCAAGGCAUUCGAUCCUUCCAGCUGUGCUCUGGAGGCUGUGAAGACCCUGCUCUCAGGCGCUGGUUACUUCGAGGUGUUAGACUAUGUGGAGGAACACAGAGGGUGGGACCUCCUCUCCAGCCCCAGUGACUACUAUUGUGGAAUAAUGGAGAUCACAAGUGCCAUGGUGAAGCAUUUGAAGCCUCUUCAUCUGCACAGGAUUUUUAACAAGCUGAUCCCGCUGCUCAACAGUGAGAAUGAGCAUGAUAAAAUUAUGUCCAGGGCCUUCUAUGCUCAGCUUCUCUGGCACCGUUCUGUGGCCCAGAGUCUGGAACUCGACGUCUUGGCCCCACUGAAAAAAUGGAUCCAAGAGCCAAAUCCCAUCAUGAGGCUCCUGGGACUCAGAGGAAUUAGUAAUUUAGCUCUCCACCCAGGGAAGGCAACGCAUCUCAGAAAUCACCUUCCAGUCCUUCGGGAGUUCCUAAAAGAGAAAGAGGAGAGGAUUGCAGAGCAGGCUGUGAAAGCCCUAAGAAAUAUCAUUUACUACAUGGAAGGGGAAGAGGUCAAGGUUGCAUUCUGCCAUAUCGUCCGGCCUCUUUGGCAGCUAAUUACUGAUGAGAGAGAGAAAGUGCGCAUUUCUGCUAUCAUUGCCUUUGGCAAAAUGCUGAAAUGUGUGAACAAAUAUAAACCUGGACCUGUCAUCCAUAAUGAAAUCUACUAUGCUCUGGUGCCUCUGAUGCUUGUCAUGCAGGGGAAUAAUCAUGAGAUACUAAAGGCAUGUGGAGACACCUUGGCAGAGUGUGCACAGGUAAUGGGAUGGAACCAGCCCAGGAACUUGUUCAGACAAAUGACACUGAGUGACCAUCUUCAGGUCUUGCAAGAGAUGUGCACUUUUCUGGUGAGGAAAUGCAGGAGAAUGGUGGGGGACUUCUUACUUAAGAGCAUAGCCUACCUAAAGAACCCUCAGCCCCUUUUACGAGAGGCAGCAGCAAGGUUUAUAGAGUUCACACUAAAGAAUUUGAACUUAAUUCAAGUCGACAGAGAUGAUGUGAUGCUACUGCUCAAUGCUCUUGACGAUCUCAAAUAUGACCCUGUAGCCUCAGUCUGCAUUACAGCUUUAGAUACCAUAACAAAUAUUGAGACAGCUUGUUUGCCUGAAGCAGAGCCUCUUUCCGGGUUGAGGAGGUUUUUCUGCUCUCUGCCUGUUCAAAGAAAGAUGAAGAUUUUUAAAGACAGAGAAAUCCCAUUAAAGUUCAAGUCCAGCUCAAAGCAAUUGAGAGGCAAAACCGUCCCUGAAGAUACCUCAACAGCAGACCAAGAAGAAGGGGAAAAGAGCAUGAAACAGAAGCUAUGGAAGCUCACAAGGAAUCUGAAAAGGAAAAGACUCUAAUGUUAUGGAAAUACCUUCCUCAAAGGUGCUGCAGCUGCACAUUAAAAUCAGAAAUUGACCAUGCUGAUUGGUCUGCAAACCCUCCAGUAGUUGCUAAAAGAGUGAAAAAGCAGAGUCACCUAGAGCAGCUGAACUAACUGAGGAAGGAAGAGAUCAGGAGAUAUGGCAGGGGGACAUGAGGAAGUGUUCAGGUCUGAUGGACAUGAAGGAGACAGAAGAUGCAGGAGAGAGAUGCAGGAACAGACACGUGGGACAAGGAAAGUGACAGCCUCAAACCAUUUCUUCGGAGCACAAAGCUGCAGAUGGAGAGGGUCAGAGCUGGGGUGGGAGGGAGAGUGCAUAUAGCACAAAAGGGAACUGCAAAAUCAGGCCAUGGUUAUUCUCUACAUGACAGAAGGUUUCCAUACUGUCCUGGCAUCUGCCUACCACAUAGCCAGAGAUUAUCUACCAUCAGCUUUACUCUAGCCGUUACCACUUCAGUGACUUCCUGCAAGCUAUACCCUCCUCCUAGCACAAGUGCCAGAACUAUAGUCUGGUUGUGUCCCCGCUUCCUCCUGGCUAAUAGCAAUAGAGUUAAUUUCUCCUCCCUCUGAUUUUGCUUUGUUUGCUAGUGUUCAUUAACGGUUGUGGGGUUUUUAAAUAAAUGUUGUGAUGCUAUUUUUCUGGAGUGAUCACCACCCUGUUAGCAAAUGUGAGUGCGCAAAAUGAUCAUUACAGUGCUUUUGUCUGUAAUCACCCUGAUCACCAUUCCCAUCACAGGACCUUGCCUUGGCACCAGUCUAACUUUUGUGUAAAUAAAAUCAAGUUGUGGAAUCACAGUAGCACUGGUGAGUGUCAUCCGUAACUAUAAAAAAAAAUCGAGGAGUCCUUGUGGCACCGUGGAGACUAACAAAUUUAUUUGGGCAUAAGCUUUCGUGGGCUAGAACCCACUUCAUCAGAUGUAUGGAGUGAAAAAU